This is a messenger RNA of Elephantulus edwardii (Cape elephant shrew), 1566 nucleotides long. RefSeq names its product GTP binding protein 3 (mitochondrial) (gene GTPBP3). The transcript has 8 exons. The coding region runs from base 1 to 1566 and encodes 521 amino acids. Gene Ontology annotation, molecular function: protein binding; GTPase activity; GTP binding. Gene Ontology annotation, cellular component: cytoplasm; mitochondrion. Gene Ontology annotation, biological process: tRNA wobble uridine modification; tRNA methylation. The record is from RefSeq and is a predicted model, not a curated record. Lineage: Eukaryota; Metazoa; Chordata; Mammalia; Macroscelidea; Macroscelididae.
AUGUGGCGGGGGUUGUGGACCCUGCCGAUGCGGGCGGCACGUGGGCUUUGCAGGUCGUGCUCAAACCGAGGCAGCGGCGCCGCGGCCCCUGGAUCUGGAGCCACCAUCUUCGCGCUGAGCUCGGGCCAAGGGCGCUGCGGCGUCGCGGUGAUCCGAACCAGCGGCCCUGCCAGCGGCCCCGCCCUCCGGAGCCUCACGGCAGCGCAGGACCUGCCUCCGGCCCGUAGUGCCCGCCUGCGUCUGCUCAGCGACCCGCGCUCUGGAGAACCCCUGGACCGCGCCCUGGUGCUGUGGUUUCCAGGCCCCCAGAGUUUCACGGGGGAGGAUUGCGCUGAGUUCCACGUGCACGGAGGCCCUGCGGUGGUGAGCGGGGUACUGCAGGCCCUUGGCGGUGUGCCAGGGCUGCGGCCUGCAGAGGCAGGCGAGUUUACCAGGCGGGCAUUUGCCCACGGGAAGCUGAGCCUGACCGAGGUGGAGGGGCUGGCAGACCUGAUCCACGCAGAGACUGAGGCACAGAGGCGACAGGCCCUGCGGCAGCUGGACGGGGAGCUGGGGCGCCUGUGCCACGACUGGGCUGAGACCCUCACUACAGCUUUGGCUCACGUGGAGGCCUACAUCGACUUCGGUGAGGAUGACAACCUGGAGGAAGACGUCCUGGAACGAGGUGGGACCCGCCCGAGCAUGGGAACUGGCACCCCUUGGCAUUUGCGCGCUGUCUUCUUCCUCAUACCUUCUCUCUGUCUCCCCCUAGCGAACAGCGCGGUGCAGGGACUGCAGGCUGCGCUGGGCGCACAUCUGCGAGAUGCGCGCCGUGGGCAGCGGCUCCGCUCCGGGGCGCACGUGGUGAUUGCGGGGCCUCCCAACGCUGGCAAGAGCAGCCUGGUGAACCUGCUCAGCCAGAAGCCUGUGUCCAUCGUGUCACCAGAGCCGGGGACCACACGUGACGUUCUGGAGAUCCCAGUGGACCUGGCUGGAUUCCCAGUACUACUGAGUGACACAGCGGGACUGCGCCAGGGCGUUGGGCUGGUGGAACAGGAGGGCGUGCGGCGAGCGCGAGCGAGGCUCGAGCAGGCUGACCUCAUUCUGGCCGUACUGGAUGCCUCUGACCUGGCCUCCCACUCCAGCUGCGACUUUUUGGACACUGUCGUGGCUCGCAUGGGGGCCCAGAGCUCCAACGGGAGCAGCCAGCGCCUCCUGCUGGUGCUGAACAAGAUGGACCUACUGUCCCAUGAGGGCCCCGGACCCAAGCCUGACCUGCCCCCUCAUCUGCUGCUGUCUUGCCUGACCGGGGAGGGCCUAGAAGGCCUCCUGGAAGCACUGAGGAAGGAGCUGGCUGUAGUGUGUGGGGACCCAUCCACAGGCCCACCCCUCCUGACACGUGCAAGACACCAGCAUCACCUCCAGGGCUGCCUGGAUGCCCUAGGGCAGUACAAGGAGGCCAGAGACCUGGCCCUGGCAGCUGAGGCACUGCGGGUUGCCCGGCGGCACCUGACCCACCUCACAGGGGGAGGGGGUACUGAAGAAAUCCUGGACGUCAUCUUCCGAGACUUCUGUGUGGGCAAGUGA